AUGUCAAUAUUUUGCAAUUUUAAAGUAAUUUAAUCAGUCCGGUUUUAUUCGUGAAACCGAUGUAAUGGCCGAUAUACAGGAAAGUGCAUGGAAGUCAGCAUAUGAAGGUUUUGUAACUAGUAUUGAAAGCGCCAAACAGGUUCUGAGAGACUAUGAAGAGGAGACAUCAAGUAAAUUUAUUGUAAAAAAGCAGGAACAACUAUUUGGUGUGGGCAUUGAAGAAUUUAUUGCUGACCCUCCAAAGUCGACAAGGGUUUACUUUCAAAGCGUAAACCUAAAAAGCAGGAAAGGUGUCUGUAUUGAUUUCGAUGGUAUCCCUUACAUACACGUGGCAGUGAAGACAUUGGAAUGCCACCAAGGUCACGAUAAGCAUGCUAAAGAAAAAACAAAAUACCAAGAAAAAGUGGAGCGUCAGCAGGCUCAAGAUCACAACUAUAAAACCGUAAGAAGGUACCAUGCUCAAAAGACCAAAAAGUGUAACUGCCCCGCAAUGGCAUACAUAUCUCAMGUACUCAAGCUUCCAAGUUAUCAGAUUGAUAAAAACACCGAGUGGAAACGAAAGCAAGCCUCAGAGUCUAUAAGACAUGACAUUGAGUGCGGUCAAAAACUCAUCGGUGAAAUGCGAUUUUAUAUUAAGCUCCCAAAAGAAGAGGAACAUAGUAACCACUUGAUGGGAGAGGCGGCUGGAAUUAGAGAGCCCGUUGAUGAAAGGAUCAUCAAAAAAAUAGAAGAACUCACCAACCACUCCGUAAGGAAGACAGCCGAAAUGAAAAGGCAUUUAGAAAUUUUUAUCGCAUCGGACUUGUUCCGGGGACGUCGUCCACCCGCUAAGACAAGACGACGCUACUAUCCAACCAAUAAGGACAUCAACAAUAUUAUGCAAAGAGUGAAAGCGGCCAGUCGACAUUCAAAGUUGGACCAGGAAAAUUUGGACCAACUAAUUUCUGAAUGGCAAAGUAGGUCCCCCAAUGACAGUUUCUUUUUUCGUCAUUUCAAGCAAAAUGAGUCGGGCGAAACAUCCGAGAAGUUGCUCUUUCUUUACCAGAGCAAUGAACAGAAACGGCUCCUUAAUGUAUACGGAAAUCAAAUGUGCCUUCUCGAUGCCACGUACAGAACUACCAGAUAUGCACUACCCUUGUUUUUUCUGUGCGUGCGCACCAAUGUUUCCUACGAAGUCGUAGCCUCUUUCAUUACUCAAAACGAAGACAGCGAGAGUAUUGCCGAGGCUCUUAGAACUCUAAGGGAGUGGAAUCUGGAAUGGAUGCCCCAAUAUUGCAUGGUAGAUUUUGACACUGCUGAAAUCACAGCAUUGGAGGAAGUAUUCUCAGAAAGCACCGUUCUUUUGUGCGAUUUUCACAGAGAGAAGUCAUGGGGAGAAUGGCUAAGCAAAAGUGACAAUGGAAGCUUCAUUUGGAAAGCGAACGCCAAGUUGAGAGAUUGGUUCAGCAACACAUGGCUCCCUGAAAAAAAACGAUGGUGUCAAGCAUAUCGUACUGAAGACUUCAUUAUUGCCGUACACACCAAUAACGGCCUUGAACGGCAGAAUGAAGCCUUGAAGUAUCAGUACUUAGAGGGUUAUAGAAACUGCACACUAAGCGAAAUGUUGACAGUCCUCAUUAAUCGAUUCCUCCCUGAUUCGUACAAGGGGUACUUGACAAAGAAUGUACGUGGUAGCGAAGGGUACCGUUUAUACAACAAGGACCUUCCAGCCUUUCUUCAGAACAGACCACCAUCUAUGGUUGACCAUAUAAGGAAAAACUGGCAAACAGCCUUGUUCGAAAAAGAAGCCCUAAAAGUUACCGACAAGAAKGGUGAUGGCCAAUUUACUGUUGUAAGUGCAUCAAGCAACAAAAAGAAGUACACUGUAGACUUUGGAACCUCAAAAAAAUUCCCUUCGUGUGAAUGUGAUGACUGGCGAAGAAAUAGGUUACCAUGUAAACAUUUUUGCGCAAUCUUUCAAAACACUGUUGAGUGGGGAUGGGAGAGACUAAGUUCUUCAUACACGACGAAUCCGUUAUUCUCAUUGGAUGCAUUGUGCCUUAAAACCAAAAAGGACGAAGAUCUCCUCCAGGAAAACUUAAAUGACGACCCACAUCCCGAACAAUUCACUAUCGAAUUAUCCCCAAUCUCCCCAAUCUUGGACGAGCCCGCACAAGUUGGCGAAAACCAUUUAAUUGAUCAACCAUUGCCACCAAGGAGAAGACACAAGAAAACAAUGGAAAUAAGCAGCUGUAGAAUUAUGCUAAAAGAAAUUUUAAGCGCAUCAUACCUUAUUAAGGAUGCUGAUGCAAUAACACAGUUAAAACAACUGAUCGAGCAAUUGCAUUCUGUGGUAAAGGGGUUGCUACCCAAUGAUAAUGGGCUUGCACUUGGAAAAUCACCAUCGCCCAAAAAGGCUAAAAAGAGGAAACAUCUGUCUAAUAAUGAGAUUGGUCACGAACUGCAAUUAAAGAAGAUKCGUGGCCCAGGCCGACCAAAGCACAAAUAUAGUGGAAGGGUGGGAAAGAAGGCCGACACAAUGAKGAAACUUUAUAAGACGAACGUAAAAUUUCCAAAAACACAGGCUAAAAUACUCCAACCUGGAUGCAAAAACUGCCCUAAAGAACAUCAUAAGAUUAAUACCACCAAUACAGAAACUGGUUCAACCGCCUCUACCACCAGUGCAACUAACCCAGCAACGACCUCUACCACCAGCACGACUACACCAGCAACCGCCUCUACCAACAGUGCGAAUAGAGCUGCAACCGCCUCUACCACCAGUGCGACUAAACCAGCAACGACCUCUACCAACAGUGCGAAUAGAGCUGCAACCGCCUCUACCACCAGUGGGACUACAUCAGCAACAACCUCUACCAACAGUGUGACCACAGCUGCAAUGACCUCUACCACCAGCGCGACUGCACCAGCAACGGCCUCUACCACCAGUACGACCAGGGCAGCAACCACAUCACCCAUCUCUACCAGCUGUGCRACUACAACAACAACCUCAUCUACAAGCGGUGCAACCAAAUGUACAGAAACCAAAGCAAAUGCUAGUGCUUAUGCCACAAAAUUCAGCUCACAAAUACCAACUGUAUAUCUCAAAGGAUCUUUUCACCAAGGAAGUAAAAAAUUUUGUGUAGAGACAAGAGGGACUCAAUGCACCACUAACAGUUUAUGCUUUUUGUUAAGCACCUCUCAUAUGCCCCUUCCAGAUACAGCAAGCAACAAUUUUGUGGAUGGUAUACUUUUAGAGGGUGAUAAGAUGCAUUACUUUCUUUCUAAAGCUAUAGGUAAACUAGGCAGUCGCCUCUCACUUGAAGAAAUCAAAGAUGUAACAAGUCACCCAAAACAUCUUAAAGGCAUUGAGAUUGACUUUGGGGGAAUAAUAUCAGGAGACAUAUUUGGGUCAACUAACGAAUUGCCAUUCCACACUUUGGAGCAUGCCAUACAGGUUGUUUUAAGCCAAAAUACUGGUGGACUUCUACGAUAUCUUGAAUACACUGUUGCCCUCACCUUURACCAUGGCAAAAUCUUGUUGUUUGAUUCACAUGCAAGGAAUGUGAAAGGCUUUGUCGACCCAAAUGGAACAGCUGUAGUCUUGAAAUUUUUAAAAGUUGGAGAUGUGGCAGAAUAUUUGAGAAGAUUUGUGCUGUAUAAAUGCUCAACCACAAUGUCUGAAGUACACAAACUCAAAAUCACUGACAGAUCUUUUGAGUUCCUUCCAGUAGAUGUGAUCCUUCUCAAAGUUGACAUUGAAGAACAUUCUCAAGAAAAGCCUAAAGCUGAAAUAUCAGGAAUUAAAAUUUUGACAAAUGACUUGAACACUUUGAGGGAUGGACAAAAGCUGAAUGAUGAGAUUAUAAAUUUCUACAUGGAACUUAUCAAUAAAAGAAACAGGAAGACUGACAAGCUACCCAGAUGUCACUGCACAAAUACCUUUUUCUUCAAAAAACUUGCAAAGGAUGGAGCCAGUUCUCUUUCUCGCUGGGCAAAGAAGGUAUGUUUGAUUUCCUAAAUAAAUUUAAAUUAUAGUACAUUAUUUUUUUACUAAACAAAAUCAUUAAUUUUGAUCAUAUUAUUUCUACUUGAAASAGAUCAAUAUAUUUUCAUUGGAUAUGUUGCUCAUUCCCAUUAACUGGGAUAAUUCCCAUUGGACACUUGGAAUCAUAGAUUUUGUAAAACAAACAAUUUAUCACCUUGAUUCACUACAUGGUACAAAAAGGGAGUACUUUACCAACAUAAGGUUGUUUCUAGAAGAAGAGUCCAGAAGAAACAAAAAAAAUAUUGACUUUUCCUUAUGGCAAGAAAUCUCAAGAAAGGACAUCCCGAAGCAAACAAACAGUAUUGAUUGUGGAGUGUUUGUGUGCAUGUAUGCAGAAUAUUUGACCAGAGGAGACAUUCCCACAUUCACUCAGGAUGACAUACCAGUAAUGAGAACAAAGAUCAAGUCUGACAUCAUAAAUAGAAGCAUUUCUUGAUAAUGGGCAGUUGACCUUCAUUUAUGAUUGUAUAUAUUAUUUACAUGA
Molecule: messenger RNA, 4508 nt
Organism: Exaiptasia diaphana
Lineage: Eukaryota; Metazoa; Cnidaria; Anthozoa; Actiniaria; Aiptasiidae
Exons: 17
Coding region: 65-3997 (1310 amino acids)
Biological process (GO): proteolysis
Molecular function (GO): zinc ion binding; cysteine-type peptidase activity; DNA-binding transcription factor activity
Source: RefSeq, a predicted model, not a curated record